AUUUUCCUGCCUAAAUCCUCUUUUAUCCACACAGUCCCCGGGAAAAAUGCAGAUAUUUAUCCGAGAGAGGGCGUUUUAUAAUAAAGCAUCCAUGAGCCACAGAAUCCUGAAUCCUGGCAGCUGAUUGGCUGCUGGCUGCUUCCUCUUGUUGGGUCGGACCUGUUGGAUAAAAGGACCAUUUUCUAAAGGACUCAUGUGUGUUACACGGAGGAUCAUGCACUGGGGACCAGCAGCCUGCUGUAAUAAGACAUAGGCCUCUUUUUAAAAAAAUAAUAAAAUAAAAAAUAAUUUAAAAAAUAAAGUAGCAAUCGAGUUAUGACGGGGAAACAAGGCGCCGUGCUGUCGGAAAGUUUAAAUGUGUCGGAGAAAACGUCCGUGGCUGCAAAUGGAGGCGGCAACAGCCUCCAGGCGAAGAGCAGCGCCGCGCACCCGCCGCACAGGUGCACCGGCUUCGGCAUCCAGGAGAUACUGGGGCUCAAUAAGGAACCGCCCGCGGCCCCGAGGAACAGCCUGGGCUCGCUGCCGCCCGGUGCGCACCUCAUCGCCGCCAGGUCCGUGCUGCGCCCCGCCGGCGUGGGAGUGGGAGUCGGGAUGGGAUUAAUCGGCCCUGGUGGAAUUCCGUCGUUUUACAGUCAGCCCGCGUUUUUGGAGACGGUUCUGUCGGACGCACACGACGUUCACCUGCAGCCGCACAGCAGAGCCGCUGCAGGGCCGAUGGACACCAGCCAGUCUGCGAGCUCAGACUCCGAGGAUUUGUCUUCAAAUGAACGAAAACUCACAAAGUCAUCUGUAAAUCAGAGCAAGAAGCGCAAGAAAAGACGUCACCGAACCAUAUUCACCUCAUAUCAGCUGGAGGAGCUGGAAAAGGCCUUUAAUGAAGCACAUUACCCGGAUGUUUACGCCCGAGAGAUGCUGGCCAUGAAAACAGAGCUUCCUGAAGACCGGAUACAGGUGUGGUUUCAGAACCGCAGAGCCAAGUGGAGGAAGAGGGAGAAAUGCUGGGGCCGCAGCACUGUGAUGGCCGAGUACGGGCUGUAUGGAGCCAUGGUCAGGCACUCCAUCCCUCUGCCCGAGUCCAUCCUUAAAUCUGCCAAGGACGGCAUCAUGGAGUCGUGCGCCCCCUGGCUGCUCGUCCAAGAUGGCUUACCAAUCAACAGACGCAAUUCUAAAUCUGAAUACCCGCAACUCUUUGCAGGGAUGCACAAAAAGUCCAUGGAGGCGGGCGAAAAGUGCGAGGUGCCACAGCCGCCACAGGCCCCACAGCCGCCGCCACAGCAGCAGCAGCAGCAGCAGCAGCCGCCCGGCUCUCAGAGGGCAGAAGACACUGAGGUGGAGGAAAAGAGGUCAGACGGCAAGUCCACCAUUUCUAAAGAGGAACUGAGAGAGAACAGCAUUGCUGCACUCAGGGCCAGAGCACAGGAGCACAGUGCCAAAGUGCUGGGGACAGUUUCUCACGACAGACUGCAGGAGGGCAAACAGGAGGGACAGGUGGCGGAGGAGAAAGCCACUGAUCCCAGCAGUCCAGCAGAGGAGGAGAAUAAAGACUGAGGACCGUUGUCCUCCUCCUCCUCCUCCUCCUGAGUGAAUGCAGUGAUCUGCUGUCAGCAUGUGUACGCACUCUGUCCUGCAGCUUUUCUCCCCCAGCGUCGUUAUCGACUUCAAAAACUCAUCUGCUGCACAGAAAGACGCAAAAUGCACUUUUUAUGAUUUCACUUCCAAAACUUAAACGUGUCGACGUAAAGCUGUUGUUUCUGAUGCGUGGCAGACGUGGGAGCGACGUGUUAAUAUUGGUUCAUGUGCACUAGAUAGAGUCUGACGUGUCAUUAAUCACAUUUUUAAUCCGGAUUACUAACGAGUCAGACUUAACUUCAUUGUUAAAAGAUUCAUUUUAAUGUUGCUUGUACCAUUGGCACCACCAGUUUGAAAAGAAACAAAGUAAAUGUCGUCCUAUGUCACGCUGUACAUUAUUGAUAUAUUAAUCUCUCUCUCUCUCUCUCUAAGGCACAAUUUGAAAAUAUUUUUUUC
Messenger RNA from Solea senegalensis (Senegalese sole), 2025 nucleotides. RefSeq names its product visual system homeobox 2 (gene vsx2). NCBI's taxonomy places the organism in Eukaryota, Metazoa, Chordata, Actinopteri, Pleuronectiformes, Soleidae. The transcript has 5 exons. The record is from RefSeq and is a predicted model, not a curated record. Gene Ontology annotation, molecular function: DNA-binding transcription factor activity, RNA polymerase II-specific; sequence-specific double-stranded DNA binding. Bases 316 to 1548 code for a protein of 410 amino acids. Gene Ontology annotation, biological process: regulation of transcription by RNA polymerase II. Gene Ontology annotation, cellular component: nucleus.